Messenger RNA from Meriones unguiculatus (Mongolian gerbil), 1269 nucleotides. RefSeq lists its product as uncharacterized. The coding region runs from base 1 to 1269 and encodes 422 amino acids. Gene Ontology annotation, biological process: heart development. The transcript is spliced from 11 exons. NCBI's taxonomy places the organism in Eukaryota, Metazoa, Chordata, Mammalia, Rodentia, Muridae. The record is from RefSeq and is a predicted model, not a curated record.
AUGGAGAAGCUGGGUGGGGUGGGCAAGCUGGAGGAGGUCUGGGUCCUGUGCCAAGAACCACCCACUUCUCAAAACUGCUCAGUGGCCAUCUGUCUGGCUUGUAUUCAGCCUGCCGUGUUCUCAGGGAUCCUCCCCUUCAGGUCAAACAAGGACAGGCCUCGCCCAGCACAUGGAGCUCUGACAGAGAAGGUCGAGUGCUUCUCAGACUACAUGACCCUGAAGAUCCCGAGGAGCAGCGUGCAGGGUUUGAGGCAGUGGCUGGCCAGGGUCCUGCACCAGCCAGGCACCAAGAGAGCCCCCAGCCACCUGGAUUCUCUUCUUACCCAAUGUGGUUACCUGUUGCAUCCUGCUCAUGAGGGCGGCUUCAUCUUCCGAGCUCUGUACUCUGCCUGCUUUGUACAGAAAGAGGAAGCAAAUUACAGGUUGGAAAUCAGAAUGUUUCAAAGGGGGGCAAAAAGGUUGAAGCAGAGCAAUCGCUACAUAAUGAAGUGUCCCGUGAGCAUGUCGAAGCUGGGUGAACAGAGCGUCCGCUGCCAUCCCUCAUUCAUCCAGGUCUCUCGGCCCCUGCCUCCGAGGAUCGAUGGUGGGCAGACGCCAUGGCUGCUGUCCCUUCGGGGGGAGCUGGUGGCUUCUCUGGAGGAUGCCAGCUUGAUGGGAUUAGAUGUGGAUAUUGGUGCCACCACAGUUACUAUCCAAAGCCCAAGACAAGAACUUCUUCAGAGGCAGGAGGUGUGGAACACCUCCUUGGAGCUCCUGCCGCUGUGGCUGGUGAGCGGCUCCUACGCCUACUCCUUCCAGGCUGCGUGCCCGCUGGCCUCAUCCCAGCCGGGGUCAGAGAUCUCAGUUCAUAUCCCCAAGCAGAGGCUGGGUCUGGUCAAAAGAGGAUCCCGUGUUGAAGAGUCUCUGAGCCCCAGAUUCCUUCGAGUGCGCCAGUCCGACACCUUCACAGUGGCAGAGGACAGGGACUUUGUGGUUGUCAGAAUCCCAGCUGUGCUGCUGCUCCGGGACCAGCCAUGCCAAGAGGCCAGAGAAUCCCCAGGGACACGAGCUUUCUACAGGGUGGACCUGAGCCUGCGCUUUGCAGAGGCCGUGUCCCCAGCGCACUGGACGGUGGAGCACUUUUUCCAGUGUGCGGUUUCCUGCGGUGCUGAUAUUGAUUUUGAAAGGGAGGGUUGCAACUCUGCCCAGGCAGUGCGCAGCCAGGGCUUGCAAUGGGAGCGGAGGGAGGGAGCAGGGGCCACCAGAUGGGGUCUCUUCAGCAACCUGUGA